GCAACGUUUAUGAGAGCACAUCAGUCGUGUUGUAACUUCAGCUCUCGUCCACAUCUCUUCAAGACAGGAUGACGCAUUUCAAGACGAUCCUCGCAUCUCUGGCCACCCUAUUGGUGAUGGAGACGACAGCAGUGGAGUACUACUCCUACCACGCCGAAUCCGAGCACUACGCUCCAGCCAGGUACUCGUUCCAAUACGCCGUGCAGGACGACCACACGGGGGACGUCAAGAGUCAGAAGGAGAGCAGGGAGGGCGACUCGGUCAAGGGAUACUACACCCUCGUGCAGCCCGACGGCAAGAAGAGGAUCGUCGAGUACUCAGCCGACAAGAAAACAGGAUUCGUUGCUAAUGUGAGGUAUGAGGGAGGAUAUGCGAAACAAGUCUACGCCCCCAACCACAAGACACCGGCCCCUGCUCCCGCCCCCAAACCCCAACCACUCGCCGUCAAAUACUUGGGAAACAAGAUCGAGGAAGAACAGCCCAAACAAGAUGAAUUCAACUUUGAACUCUCCAAAUACGAAUCGCCCAAGUUCGAUGCCUUCAAGUACGGUUCAGCCAAACUGGAACUCCCCGAGUUCAAAGACCUCGCCACAUAUGAUUUCUCCAACUUCGAGUCCCCCAAAUACGAAGCUCCCAAGUUUGAUUUCUCACAGUACAUGAAGGAAGUCAAAGGUGAAGCCCCUAAAAUCGACUUCUCAAAGUAUAUGAAAGCCAUGAAAGUUGAAGCCCCUAAAAUCGACUUCCCACAGUACAUGAAAGCCAUGAAAGUUGAAGCCCCUAAAAUCGACUUCUCACAGUAUGUGAAAACAGCCAAAGUUGAAGCACCGAAAGUCGAAGAGCCGAAAGCCAACACCGCAUUCUCAGAUGUUUUCUCGCAAGCAUUAUUGAACACUCCUUACUUCAACUACACAUUCACAACAACCCUGCUGCUAGCCAUGGUCUGCGCAGUCUGUCUGGCCUACCACGAGCCGCAACAGCCCUACAAGUUCGAGUACGGUGUGAAGGACGCGCACACCGGCGACAUCAAGAGCCAACACGAGACGAGCGACGGCCACUCGGUCAAAGGCCACUACACACUGGUCGAGUCCGACGGCAGGAAGAGAGUCGUCCACUACACGGCCGAUCCACACCACGGCUUCAACGCAGUCGUCCACCAUGAGGGAGGAUAUGGGGGCUACAGUCACCAGUCUGGUGGGUUCAAUCAGCAAUCAGCUGGCCAAUUCAGUCACCAGUCUGGGGGGUUCUACGGAGGGUUCAAUCAGCAAUCAGAUGCUGGUUUCGGCGGCGGACUGGCAGCUGGUCACUUCUACCCCACAUCAAGAGUUGAUGGCUUCAGCGGCCAUAAAUACUCCACCAACCAUGCCUCCGGUUAUUUCCACAACCCCUAUGCUUUUUACAAGUUUUAAUUUGUACAAGUUUGUAAUUUACAAAAUAGUAUACAAUUUUUAAUUUGCAUAAGGGGAAUUUCAGAGUAGUUUUUUCCCAUAAAGUGCGACAGAAUGCAUUUAAGCAGAUGGUUAUGGUAUUACUAUACAAAAACUAAAAAAUGCAUGAGUUUGCCCCCACCAACCCUACAUUAGAUAGAGAAUUUGAACAAAACUGUGCUGGGACUGUCUUGAAUAAUUCGUGAGUUUAUAGAAAUAAUAACAUAGUACCCUUCUUUUAGAACUUUUUAAUAUAAACAAAUAAGAGUGUUUAUAUAGGUUUUUAACACUCUUAUAUGUUUAUUAUGAAAACGAAUUGAAAAGGGUUUUAUGUUAUUUCUAUUUUAAUUAACCAUUCCAUUAGCCCUAUUGAAAUAUUUUAUUAGAAAAUUCGUGAGUUAUUGCUUUCAUCAAAAAAUGAUGCUCUCUACUGAAUAGAGAUGGUGAUAGGGAGAAAUUGUCUUGAGAUUUGAAAUGUACUGUACUUAAAUGAUUUGAUAGAUUCUUUUUAUUAAAAUAAGUGGUGCAAUGAGUGGAAUCAUUGUGAACGGGCCUACGUUUGUGAAGAAUAGGAUUCGAAUGUGUAUGUGUGAAAAUACCAAAUUCAAAUAAGAUAAGCCUAUACUUAGUGGAAUAAGCAAUCUGAAAAACAAAAAAAUCAAUCAUCUACAUACUGAAAACAAAACCAACAUUCAAAAAUGCUAUUGGAAUAGAGUGAUUUUCUUCAACACUAGUGAUUUCUUGAUAAGAAAAUGUAUUAUUCUAUCAAUAAUGAUCUGUUCUGUUUAA
This is a messenger RNA of Nilaparvata lugens (brown planthopper), 2213 nucleotides long. RefSeq lists its product as uncharacterized. Gene Ontology annotation, cellular component: extracellular matrix. The transcript is spliced from 3 exons. The coding region runs from base 69 to 1406 and encodes 445 amino acids. Lineage: Eukaryota; Metazoa; Arthropoda; Insecta; Hemiptera; Delphacidae. The record is from RefSeq and is a predicted model, not a curated record.